Drosophila guanche is the source of this 3020-nucleotide messenger RNA. Its product is annotated as balbiani ring protein 3-like. NCBI's taxonomy places the organism in Eukaryota, Metazoa, Arthropoda, Insecta, Diptera, Drosophilidae. Gene Ontology annotation, cellular component: extracellular region. The transcript is spliced from 3 exons. The coding region runs from base 78 to 2987 and encodes 969 amino acids. Gene Ontology annotation, molecular function: chitin binding. The record is from RefSeq and is a predicted model, not a curated record.
UGCCUCGUCUCUGCCAGGGUCGCCACUUAGUCGUUCGCGUAUUUUGGACUACUUCAAAGCUGCUGAACGUCUUGAAAAUGCGCAACACCGAUUUGUGUGCUCUUUGGACGCUUCUACUGGUCGCUGCCGCAACCGCAUCCGCGUCCGCAUCCGCAUCCGCGGGUGUCUGCCUCUAUGAGCUGGACGGAACUCGUCUGCCUGUAUCGACUCACUGCGGUCGCUUUGCGGUAUGCCAGCAUGGAGAAGUGGCUGCCAUCGGCAGCUGUCCCCGCGGACUGCACUUCAAUCGUGAACUGGCCGAGUGCGAUUUCCAGUGGCGGGCCAACUGCUUGGGCCUGUCGCCAUUCGCAGGAGCUGAUGCCAGGGCUGAUGCAGACUGCACCUGCACCUGUUGCGCCGAUGAAUGCCCGAACACUGACGUGGAUGGGCCAGGUCUGACCACAUUGGUAACAGAGCCCUGCAACACGGAGUCAACCACCACAGAACCAGCCGUCACAGGCGCCACUAACCCCACAGAACCCACGAACGAUGAUGACUCCGAUGAGACUACAGAGUCCAAUGAGACCACGACCGAUGAGGCCACAACCGACACGAACAAUGCCGUCAACACCACUCCGUCCUCUCCAUCCGCUGUGCCCACCUACUGCUCCAGCCAGCGCGACGAGUGUGCCAAUGUGAGUACCAAUGCCAAGCUGGAAAUUCCGGGAGUGUGCGGAAAGUACAUCCAGUGCAGUAAUCGAUGCGUCAACGAGAUCAGCUGCCCCUCCGGCCUGUACUUCAACCCCAGCAGCGGUGACUGUGACUAUCCUUGGAACGUGGAGUGCACACCAGCGUUAGCCGCGGACUCCACAGAGGAGAUUGAGGGACCCUCGGGCACGACCUGUGCCAGUCAGGGCGUUUGUGCGGGCAAGCGUGACGGAACGCUGCUGGCCGAUCCCGACACGAAUGGGUACUUCGUGUGCCAAUGCCAGUGCCCCAUCGCCAUGCCCUGCGACGAGUACACCAAGUUCAAUCAGACGGCUCAGGUCUGCGAUUGGGACUGGAGCGACGAGUCGGCUGCGGUUGUCUGUCCCGACGGUCUCGUCUACAACGUCACCUCCAAUGAGUGCGAUUAUCCCGAGGGCUAUGUUCCGGAAGUUGUCUGCAACAGCACCAGCACCGUGUGCCAGGGCGAGGCGGAGGGAACCCUCUUCCCUGUCGAUGGGGUGUGCAACAAGUUCUACAAGUGCAACUUCAACUGUGCCGUUGAGCAGCUGUGCCCCAACAACUUGCUCUUCGAUGCCACAACUGAGAUCUGUGACUAUCCACAGAACGUGGAGUGCCAGUGGCCACAUACGCCGCCGUCAGGACCAAACGCCGGACCCUCGGGCAUCGCUUGCGAGAGCAACGGCCGCUGCCUGAACGCCCGGGAGGGCACCUAUCUGCCAUCCGAGACCAGUUGCAACGGCUACGUCAUCUGCCAGUGCGAGUGCGAGGUCGAGCUGGCGUGUCCCGAAGGUCUGUACUGGGACGAGGACCUAUUGACCUGCAACUAUGCCACCAACGUCAAAUGUAAUCUAUCCUUUUCCCUGUGGCUUGCGCUUUCGGUUCUCAUUGGGUCACUGAAUGCAGAAUGUUGCCAAGAUGGCGAGCAGAAGAUCGACGAGGAUGACUGCACCAAGUACUACGUUUGCUGCUCCGGCAAGUUCGUCCAGAAGUCUUGUGACAGUGGAGACUGGUGGAACUGGGCGUCCGGCGAGUGUGAACAGGAUAACGGCCAGUGCAAUGGCAGCCCCACCUGUACAGAGGGAGAACUGCAGGAGGAUCCCACCGACUGCGCUGGAUAUUUGAAGUGUGUCAACGGAAGCCUUGUGAGUCAAAAGUGUCUAGAUCAGUCGUACUUUAAUGUCAACCUGGGAGUGUGCACUCCUGAUACCGACGGCGUGUGCGUUGGCUGUGUGGAGGGCAGCACUGAAGCAGACUCCACAGACUGUACCAAAUAUAAGCUCUGCUCAGGUGGAAAGCUCGUAUCCAAGUCAUGUGGAACCGGGAACUACUGGAACGCGGAGAAGAGCUCAUGCGAAAAGGACAACGGAGAGUGCAAUGGCAGCCCCAGCUGCACAGAGGGAGAGCUGCAGGAGGAUCCCACCGACUGCGCUGGAUAUUUGAAGUGUGUCAACGGAAACCUUGUGAGUCAAAAGUGUCUAGAUCAGUCGUACUUUAAUGUCAACCUGGGAGUGUGCACUCCUGAUACCGACGGCGUGUGCGUUGGCUGUGUGGAGGGCAGCACUGAAGCAGACUCCACAGACUGUACCAAAUAUAAGCUCUGCUCAGGUGGAAAGCUCGUAUCAAAGUCAUGUCCGAGUGGAAACUACUGGAACGCGGAGAAGAGCUCAUGCGAAAAGGACAACGGCGAGUGCAAUGGCAGCCCCAGCUGCACAGAGGGAGAACUUGACGUGAAUGCCGCUGACUGCGCUGGAUAUUUGGAGUGUAUCCAUGGGAGCUUGGUUGCUAGAAAGUGUCCCGACUUGAACUACUUUAAUGCCACACAGAAGAAGUGUAUUGUGGACACCGAAGGCGUGUGCAUCAGCAAAGUGUGCGACCCAGAGUGCUGCGAUAAGCCCAACAAUUGGAUUGGACCCGUGGAUAAGAACUGUUCUGCCUUCACCCAGUGUGUCUAUGGCAACAAGUUUGAGCAAACGUGUCCGAAUAACCUUCAGUUCAACCCGCUCACGCUUGACUGUGACUUCCCGGAGAAUGUGAACUGCGAGGAUGGAUCUGCGCCACCCAGCGGCCCCAAUGCCGGACCAUCUGGCACCUACUGCGAAAGCCAAGGUCGUUGUGUGGGCCAGCGGGAUGGAACCAUGUUCGGCGAUGCCAGCAACAAGUGCAGCAGCGCCUAUGUGGUCUGCCAGUGCGAGUGUGAGGUGGACUUCAACUGCAGCAAUGGAUUGCUCUAUAAUCCGCUGUUCAAGGUCUGCGAUUGGCCCGCCAACGUGGAAUGCUGAAUAAUACAAUAAACCUAUAAUUUUAACAGCGCA